This is a messenger RNA of Mobula hypostoma (lesser devil ray), 1254 nucleotides long. RefSeq names its product scavenger receptor cysteine-rich type 1 protein M130-like. Gene Ontology annotation, molecular function: serine-type endopeptidase activity. The record is from RefSeq and is a predicted model, not a curated record. Gene Ontology annotation, cellular component: plasma membrane. Bases 1 to 1254 code for a protein of 417 amino acids. Lineage: Eukaryota; Metazoa; Chordata; Chondrichthyes; Myliobatiformes; Myliobatidae. The transcript is spliced from 6 exons. Gene Ontology annotation, biological process: zymogen activation.
AUGACGAGAGCAGUACCGCCACUUGCAGAUCAGGAUCACGAGGAACGUCUGGCCAGCUUGGAUUCCUUUCGCGGGUUACACCAUUUCUCGUCAUUAACUCUUCAUGGAGAAUCUGGAAAUUUUAUCAGGGAACUUGUAAUUCAGGAAGCUGAAUUAUAUGUUAAUGUUGUUGUAUUGAAGGAAGUAGAGCAAUACGAUAUAGAUUUGACAGAAGCAUUAUCACGGGUUCAAUCACACAAAGAAGAGGCACAGGGCCUCCCGGUGGAUGGUCAGCCCGAGCCGUCAGAAAGCGUGUAUUUAAGGUUGGUGAAUGGGGGAAGUCGGUGUGCCGGGAGAGUGGAGAUUCGAUACAACGGAAACUGGGGGACUGUGGAUCAUGAUGACUGGGACUUGCCCGAUGCGACAGUGGUGUGCAGGGAGCUGGGCUGCGGCGCUGCACUGAAAGCCCUAAAAAAUGCUAAGUUUGGGAAAGGAUCCGGACCCGUUUUGACGAGCAAUGUUAAGUGCCACGGGAAGGAAUCCGCUUUUAAGGAUUGCAAAUCACCUCCAUGGGGAGAUAUUGGCUACCGCCACGAUUGGGAUGCCGGUGUUAUCUGCCAAGAUCACAGAGCUGUAAAAUUAGAGGCUGGAAAUGACGAAUGCUCGGGAAGAGUGGAGGUGGAGUUUGCUGAAAUCUGGGGCACGAUGUGUGACCAGCACUGGGAUUGGAGUAAUAGCAACGUGGUGUGCAAUCAGCUUCAAUGUGGAGUCGCUGUUUCUGUGCUGGGCGGAGCGUAUUUUGGAGAAGGAACAGGACCAAUAUCGAAUAAUGUCCUACGUUGUCAAGGUAAUGAGUCGAGCCUAAGCGACUGCUCAGUUGGUUCAAGGACUGAUAAUUGCACCCACAAGAAUGACGUCAGUCUCAACUGUUCCGGGAAGGACGGACCACGACUUGUUGGCGGGGAGAGCAGAUGCUCUGGCCGUGUGGAAGUUCUACACGGCGACCAGUGGGGUACACUUUGCGAUGAAUACUUCAACCUGGAAGACGCAGCCGUUGUCUGUGAACAGCUGCAGUGCGGUGCUGUAAAUGACACUCCUAUCGGUGCUCACUUUGGCAAAGGAAACGGGCCGAUGUGGAAGGACAACUACCGCUGUCUGGGAAAAGAGUCCCGAUUAGCUGACUGUCCGGUCUCAGCCUGGGGUCAGAAUAGCUGUUCUCAUGGAAAUGACGCUGGGCUCCGCUGCACUGGUGAGUCGCAAAUAAUGUGGAAUUGA